CGUCACUUCAGUAUGGACGUCUAGGUAUAUAAGUGUUGGGACAUCUGGGGUAAAUGGUGAUGAAUUAUCGAAUGUUGUCUUCCACCACACCCAUUUACUUCACAUAAAAGGAGCAAAGCCCAUUACUACCAUGUAUACCUCUAAGAUCGUAGCAUUUGCACUUCUGGUGCAAGGCAUGCUUGCCGCCCCAACUACUACCCCGACCUUCAAGAACCACGGUACUUUGUCUGGUUGGGACGGCGUCAACCACGAACACAAAGGCACCGUAACUCAAGUCAGUGACCAAUCGUACAAGCCGGACACGUCGAUCAAGGUGGUUCAGAUAUACGACUCCAGUUACACCGGAAGAUACCACUCGGAAGUGUACAAGAAAGACGUUUACAAGGUCGGCGACGAUGGAUUCUACGGCUUCGCAUUCAGGCUAGACCCGAAUUGGGACACCUCUCACGGGCAGUCCUACAACAUCGCGCAGUUCAUCAGCAACCUCGAGGACUCGCCGGAGAACACGUGCAAGGACAACUGGAUCCCCUCGGGUAUGAUCUGGUUGGAGAAGGAUCAACUCUAUAUCCGCAGCAAAGGGGGAAACAUGUGCAAGAGCACGCUGAAGAAGUACAAGAUCGGAACUGUCAAACCGGGCCAAUGGCACCAGGUGGUCCUCCAGGCGAAGUGGAGGAGUGACGCCACGGGCUAUUACAAGGUCUGGUUCGACGGCAAGCAGGCGUUGGAGGAGUCCAACAUCAUCACGACGUACGACGACAGCAGCAAGAAGUACGGUUUUCAGUUCCGCACCGGUCUAUACGCGAAUGGCUGGCACGACGACAAGAAAAUGGAGGGAACCCAGGGAACUCGCACACUCUGGGUUGACGAGAUUAGCGUUGGAACCAAGUAUGAGGAUGUGGUCCCCAGCCAGAAAUGAUCGUGAGACUCAAUGUUUCGCUGAGAAGAAUGUCUCUGAUAUACAUACAUACCAUGAUCGGUUAUUUUUAUCCAUGUUUCUAAGUGCUGGGUAUUCUCAAGAAGGAGCCCCAUAAAAGUUGGCCUGUAGAGGUUAGAUCUAAGCUUAGUGUUGGCUUUCUAAGAACCGGCAUUCGAUAGAGAUGCCUUGUAUGGAGAAAAGAAAUAUGGUAGAGAACACCCUAAUCGUAUCCCAAGCAUCCGACUGUUCUUUCUUGGAUCUUGAUAGCCUAAACCUGGCAUACACGUAUAACUGACUGACCAAUAGGAGUUACAUAUCGAUGAGCUAUGAGAUGCAGCCCUAGACUGGAGAGAACACUUAUGUAAUCCUAGGGCCUAGGGUGGAGUUUAACUUUAACUGUGAGAACGUUUACCUAAUCUAAAACAUUAAACUCCGUGAAACUGUACCUAGAUUUUUACAAGUCAUACUAGAUUAAAUGUAUAUAAACUCGCUUCCAU
This is a messenger RNA of Annulohypoxylon truncatum, 1413 nucleotides long. RefSeq names its product polysaccharide lyase family 20 protein. The coding region runs from base 131 to 916 and encodes 261 amino acids. The transcript has 3 exons. The record is from RefSeq and is a predicted model, not a curated record. NCBI's taxonomy places the organism in Eukaryota, Fungi, Ascomycota, Sordariomycetes, Xylariales, Hypoxylaceae.